UUGCCGCUCGGCCAGUUAGUUCGAUUCACAAUUCAGUGGGACAGCGAACAUAUCUUCUCAGUCAUUAAGGAGGACAUACAUACAUACAACGAGUGUUCCCACCUCCGCUCCGGAUUCUGGCCCAGCUGAUCGGAUCCUUACGGGCUUUCAGAUCAAGUCUCGACCCCCGUAGCACCGAGCCAUGGGUUAGUCUGCGGGAACGGAUCAGUUUGAGAGCAACUUGCGAGGAAAUGGAGAAGGAAACGCGAACCAAAGUCUAGCUCUGAAAUGCUCGGCGACCGAGAUGAGUACGACUGAGGUCGGGAAGCUCUCCGAGUUCCUCCUGAAUGCCGUUUACAUGGGUUGGGCUAGAGGCUCAUCGACGAAUGCCUCGACGGCGGUGGAGGCCGAGUCGAUCGAACGGUACCAGCAACGUCUUCAGAUUGAGUCAAUGUUGCGACACUUGGAAACGAACAGAUCAUCAUACGAAGGAGUUUUCGCCGGAAAAGCUUUCUACGCGGUCAAUCCAUUACUCUAUUUGCUCCGAGACGGAAAUCACUCAUGGAUAUUGGAAUUUUUCUCGAACGACACAGACCGUACGCGGCCGGCCGAGUACUACAGCAACAUCACGACGGACAGCAUCUUCACACGAGACCGGAACGAGCUAAAGGAGUUCUUCCCUAUUGUUGUCGCUCUAAUGUGCACGUCCAUGAUAUUACUGCUGGCCGUGAUUCUCGUCUAUUGCGCGACACCUAAAUUGAGAACAACGCACGGGAAGAACGUAAUUACGCUAUCCGUAUGCUUCGUCAUCGUCUAUAUCGGACUUCUGAUGGACCUGGUCGCCAGAGAUCUCCUCUCACCCUCGAUUUGUCUCUCCUUAUCAAUCGUUCAUCAUGGCGUUUUCCUUGCCGUGUUCUUCUGGACGAACGUUAUGGCGUACGAUAUAUGGCAGGCAAUCGCCACCCUCACCCCGAACGGAUCGAAUCAUCCGACGCUCCGAAAAGACAAAUAUCCAUCUUAUUCAAUGUACGCGUGGUCGAUGACCUUCAUCGUAACCGCGUUCACAGUUUUGCUUCAAUUCAGCGAUCUGGUUGAAGAUUGGUACAAACCUCAUUUCGGAGAGGGCAAAUGUUGGCUAAACGGCUACUUAGCGUACGUGCUGUAUUUCAACAUGCCCGUAGGUCUCAUCCUGGCGUGCAAUGGUGUCAUCUUCGCUCUGACAGCUUGGUCAUUGUACACGGCUAAGAUGAUGCACCUGACAAACGUUUCUCAGUGUGCUCAACACCGACGAACAUUCCACCUCUACAUGAAGAUCUCGCUAAUUAUGGGUAUAAUCUGGACUUUUGAGUUCAUUCCGUGGCUUACUGGCUACCACCGGCUGUACGUUAUCGCUGGCCUGCUCAAUUGUCUCCACGGGGUUUUCCUAUUCGUAAUUUUCGUUUGUAAGCGACGAGUGAGGGAAGCUUUCUGGAGGAACUUACCAUUCACGAAAAGACGGCCUCCCGUGGCCAUCAGGGAAAUGUCGAAAGCAUCCCUGCAAACAUUGAGUAUGACACCCAGUAUCUGCACGCAGAUCACCAUCGAUUCCUCGGUGAAGAUUUGA
Molecule: messenger RNA, 1582 nt
Organism: Galendromus occidentalis (western predatory mite)
Lineage: Eukaryota; Metazoa; Arthropoda; Arachnida; Mesostigmata; Phytoseiidae
Product: probable G-protein coupled receptor Mth-like 1
Exons: 7
Coding region: 284-1582 (432 amino acids)
Biological process (GO): G protein-coupled receptor signaling pathway; cell surface receptor signaling pathway
Cellular component (GO): membrane
Molecular function (GO): G protein-coupled receptor activity
Source: RefSeq, a predicted model, not a curated record